Molecule: messenger RNA, 3374 nt
Organism: Cottoperca gobio
Lineage: Eukaryota; Metazoa; Chordata; Actinopteri; Perciformes; Bovichtidae
Product: schwannomin-interacting protein 1
Exons: 7
Coding region: 395-1237 (280 amino acids)
Biological process (GO): positive regulation of hippo signaling
Cellular component (GO): plasma membrane; cell junction
Source: RefSeq, a predicted model, not a curated record
CCAGAAUUGAAUUUCCAAUUGUGAACUUUUUCUUGCGUGAAAUUCCUCAAGUUUGUGUCUUUUGUUUGUAUGUUUGGACCACGAAUGAUUGGAUAGCUGGCAUGAAAAUAGCCCAAAAACUGAAAGCCGCCAUUACGCAAUGUAAGUAAGUGUGCAGACUGAGACGAAUGAGAUGUGAAUGGCUCUUGUGGACAUAUUUCUCAGCUUCUUUUGGCUAUUUUGAGUAAGAAGGCAGAGGCAGAGUGAAACUCCUGAUGGAAAGGAAGCGAAGGGAAGAUAACUAGGAGGAGUUGAAGAAGGAGCGGAGCUAACUAGCUGUUAUGUGGCAAAACUUUCUUCUACUUCUCUGACAACGAGAGCAGUAGAGCUGUGUUUAUAUAUUGGAGAAAGUGAGAUGGAGGGAGAGAAAGAGAGACAGAGGCAGCAGGGAGACGAGAAGGAGAGUAACGAGGCAGAAGACGACAGGAGGAGCGAUGAGGAUGCUGACAAUGACGAGGAAGAGGAGGAUGAAGAUUCUGAGGGUGCGGCACUGGUCUGGCAGGAAGGUUACGGCGAGGACAAUCUGGGCCUUCCCAUCAUGCACUGGGAAGCGCUGAGCCUGCGUAUCGCUGAGCUGGAGAAGCAGGAGGAGGAGAAUAAGGAGAAGAGGGCAAAGAGUGGAGUUUCUCUGGAGCGAGGCAGAGCUCCGGUGAGCUGGGCGGAGGAGAGAGGGAGGAGAGCAGAGAGCUGGGAGGACGGAGACGACGCCUGCAACAGCCACGUGCUGGCACUCACCUCCCGCCUGCAGACCCAGAUGAAUCUUCAGCUCUGCUUCAUCAACAACAGUGAAAGUGAGGAGGAGGACGACGAGAAGGAGGGAGAGAUGAGCAAGAAAGAAAACAGCAACACAUGGAGAGGGACUGUUCAGGUCCACAAGAACCCUCAGCCUGCUGCCAAGCUGGAGAAACCAAAAUCCAGAGGCUUCAGGAACACCCUGAGAAACCUACGAGACCGACUGAGAACAGACCACAAAGCACUGGCUGCAGCUCGUAGUGAUCCUGUAGUCCAGAGAAGACAUGUGGAGCGCAGUGAUUUACAAAACUUCAGUACGAAGGACCUGAAUGCUCUUUGUACGUCUCUCAGCCAGACAAUACAAGACCUGAGCUCCGACCUGGUGGGUCGCCUGCAGGUUCGAGACCAGCUGAGGACGGAGCAGGACGCCAUGCUGCUGGAGGUUCAGGAUCUGACGUCGCUGUGAACCCUGCCUAUCGCUCCCUGCCGACGUUCACCUGUCGAGCAGUCGGGCGCGGUUAUAUCCAACAACCUUCUGAUCGAGUGUCGCAGUCUGUGAACAUUGUUGGGAAUCAGACGGUGCCACAGUGACCUCCACAAACAUCUCAGUCAGUCCCUCCUGACCAGCCAAUCACUGUGAAGAGUGUCACUCCCUGAAAGGACUAGGACAUUCAGUUGCUUAGUAUUUUUUAAUAUUAUGGUCUGUGUUGUAUAUUUAUAAGGGAAGUUGUGUCCCACUAAAGGACAGUGUCCAGCCUGGUCACGAUGUCAGAGCCGUAUGUUACGGUCAACAGCUGAAACUGAGUUGGACAACAUCCAGGCAGAGGAUGGUGGCCUUAAAGGAACAAGCUACCAUUUUUUGUGGAGGGGAUUACAUUUCUUUGCCGUCUUACUCUUGAGUCAGAUUAGAAUUUCAGUACCAGUUUAAUCUCUUGGUUUGGAUCGUCCCAUUUCCCAAAUUGGGAAGUCGUUCUUCCGACUUUGGUGCGUUCAUGAGCUUUUAAGUCGUAUCAUGGGAAACAACUUGGACUCUACAAAGACACGUUAUGUGUUUUCCGAGUAGUUGUUCCGACUCGAGGGGAAGUUCACGUGAAUUAUUCCCAGUCGGGAGGUAAUUCUUCCGAUUAUUCUGACAUGCAGCACAAAAGCCCUAUGACGCAAUUUUAAACCGAGCCGGGAAAAAACAUAACCUCCUCGGUGGAGGUAAUAAUGAAAAGGGAAACAUUUAUUUGAAUACAUCUUGCACACCAAAAAUGCACAUCACGUCAGAGUCAAAACUGUACACUGCGUUCUAUUUAAUAAAAUGUUAUUUUUGUGCAUAGGGCAAGGGAAUCUCUUAGAGUUUACAUCAUAAUGGGUUUUUUUCUUUUGUUUACAGAGCCACUUUACGGCUUCUUCUCUCCUGCUCCUCUCACUUGACUUUAACCAUCAGCUGUUUGUUGUUGCAGUGACCCUCAGCCUGUGCUGAUGACUCGCAUCAUUCAAUACUGGAUGUACAAGAUGUGGACGAGAAAUAUGGAAUAACAAACUUCUAAUGUUCUCGGAUAGACACUCAUUUCGAAGCCAAGUUCUGACCGCGCGAAAUUUAUAAAGAAAGAACACCUCGGGAGUUUUUGCUUUUGUUUUUUUCCAGACGGAAUAGAAACGGAACGAUUUAACUACCUGCUUGUUUUCCACACGUACAUUCAGACUCUGUGUGUAAACAUCUCUACUUAGUAGCACAAAAAAGAUGUCAUUUGAGUUGUUGGAAGCUGCAUCUUUUUACUUUAAACAGAUCAAGACAGUUUUCGCCACCUUCCAUUUUAUACUAAGGCAGAAUAAAAAGUGAUCAGACCUAUACUAAUACUAAUUAUCUCAUUUGAGAGUUUGACCAACAUAUUUACCCAAACAUCCGAAUGUUCAUUUUAAGGAUUUGUCUUGUGUUGACGAAAGUUGGCUUCAUUUUCCAGAUCGGCGUCUCUCCCUUAAAGCUGAGACGUUUCUGACCACUAUGGAGCAAUGUUUUGAUCAGCAGGUCCCCGCUUUGCUUCUGUACACAUGGUGGCCUGAUAAACAUCAUUCCAUUGAUCUCAACAUGUACAAAAAUAGCAGGACAAUAUUUCGCUUUUCAAAACAGAAAGUGGACCCGCAUCACUAUCACAACAGAGAUGCCAAUCUGCAAAGGGAGGGUCAACACUGUUUUUAAGACAUUGUUGGGUUUUAAUUAUCUAAAGUUUAAAACUGCAAUAUGAAAAGGACUCCUGUUAAGAAGCUGCUAAAUCUGUCUUUGUUUUCUACUUUGUGUAUGUUUAAUGCGUAUCUUUGUCUAGGCUUGUAGUUAGUAAAGAAUUAAAUGUGAUCUUAUGUAGAACAAAUUUAAGCGCUUUUCUUUGGUAUGUAAGGGAAGAUAUUUUAAUCUGUUUUUAUCCAAUUUAGUCUUGGCACAACGUUUUGAUAUUUUUUCAUUUAACAAACACUACGCAAAAAAUAAUAAUGUUUACCUGUUAUGUUUCUAAUAUCAGUAUGACAAACAUUUCCACAACCGUCAGUACAACAACUGUCAUGUUAUCCUCACCGAUCUGUUCUCUCGUUCAUAAAGUAACUGAAUCCUACUUUACGCACGU